This is a messenger RNA of Haliotis rubra (blacklip abalone), 699 nucleotides long. RefSeq lists its product as uncharacterized. The transcript is spliced from 3 exons. The coding region runs from base 1 to 699 and encodes 232 amino acids. NCBI's taxonomy places the organism in Eukaryota, Metazoa, Mollusca, Gastropoda, Lepetellida, Haliotidae. The record is from RefSeq and is a predicted model, not a curated record.
AUGCCUGAAGACGUAUCUCCCGAGAUUGGUCAGCAUGGAGGCCCAAGGUUACGGAAAGUUGUCCAUUCUCCACCUGACAAGCACCUCAGUCAUCCCGUCUUUCCAAACUCGAGUUCAUUGGAGGACUUGCACCGAACAGCACAAGAUGUGUCGCAUCUGUCAGAGGAACUUGCAAAGUCUGUUUGCAUUGAGGAUGGGGCAGGUGUGGAUGGACAAUCAGCAGAGCGAGAGGCAGCAUCAGGGACAACAGUCACAUCUCCAUCCCGGGGUGUCGCAACAUCUGUUCAUCAGACGGACAUUCCUUUGUCACCAAGCCAGAAUAGCAUCAAGUCCCCAGAGAGGAAGAUUGGGAGCCAUCUCGAGACAGAGAUCCGACGGAUGUGGCGACAAUCCCUGGACGGGGAGACACUUCCAGGCUCACCACAAAUAUCAGCAGCUUCACCUCGGAUGACGGCUUCCCUGGACCUCAGCAUCAACAAAUCUGCCAAGGCCAUCAGGUCCACUAGAGAUGGACCACAACACCAGUGGAACGGAUUCAAUGGGACCUUAUUCCAGGAUGAUGAGGAGUUCACCACUCUUGACGAUCUCACAGCUGAUAUUUUACUCUCUCCAGAGGCACUGGAGGAGAGAGAAGAAGGCAUCCUAUUGAAGUCAUCAUUAGUAUUAAUCAUCAAAAGGCUCAUCAUCCCAUAUUGUUGA